GCUCGACCGCGAUCACCGUCAAAGAGGAGCUUUGGCUUCGAUUCAAGUCUCCCCGUUUCGUACGUGCAUUACCCAACCGUUCUUUUUCCCCGUGACGGUUCUGUUCCAGCGCUUUCCUUCGGUGCAGCGAUACUUCGGUCUUACCUCUCAAAUUCAUCGUCCACUCUCCUCCAUUGUCUGCCCUUUCUUCGAGCGGAUUGUACGCUGCUUGUUCGCCGAUCGACUUGCGCAGUGUCUGAAAGGGACAUGUCCCUGACCAGCUAAAUGGCCAACAUGUCCCCUCUCAGAGGUUACAUCACAUCGUACCCGCCACGAGUGCGCCAGUAUGGUAAUGCGCUUCUUACUCCGAUUAUCCCACCCAGUCAGGUGGGCCCAACGCCGCGAACGACGAAGCGAGGAACCGCCGCAAUCAAUUAUGCAGAAGAUGGAUUCGAUGAUGAAGACUUCGAGGACAGUGAAGGACCCCGGCGGCCCACUGGGCUAAGAAGUCUUCGACGGGAGGAGUCAACGUUCGACAAGGUUCCUUUGGCGGAAAAACUGGGGAAAGAGAUACACGCCCCCGUCGAGGUUCAAGGGGUCUUCCGGGAUUGGAUGAUCAAGAGAAUGUUGCGACCAGCUUGCGCCGAUCAAUUGCAAAUCCAAGCGCAACUUCCCCUCACGCUUAUACCUAUACGAAUUGACCUAGAGAUCCCAGCGCAUCAACCUUUAGAGCCCUUCCCAUUGCCGCGAACUAUCCUUGAUCCUAGCAUCAACCCUACGUUGCCCGCAUACAGACGGCCGGAGGCACUGCCUGCCUACCGAAUCAAGGAUACCUUUCUUUGGAAUCUUCAUGAAGCGCUCGCGACGCCUGAAGAAUUUGCCGUCGGGUUCGUUCGCGAUAUGGACCUGCCAAACCCACAAGCCAUGACGAUGACGAUUAGCAACCAGAUCCGCCAGCAAUUGGAAGAAUAUGCCGGCGUUGCGCUACACCCGUUGUUCCAGAGCGUGCAGCCAAAGCUUCCGGCCCCACAGGCUGGCCUGUCGCGGGAUGUGUCUGCUACUCCGGUUUCUGCCCACGCCGCAACACCUGAUAGCAGAGCUAACCAGGUGACGGUGACCAAAGAGCCCCUGGUCAACGACAGCAUUCUGAAUCCAGACGAUGCAUAUCGGUGCCUGAUAAACUUGAAUAUCAACUUGCAGAACAAGUUGUAUACAGACAAGUUUGAAUGGUCUCUGUUGCAUCCCCCGGGCAUGGCUGAGGAGUUUGCCAGAACUACGUGCGCGGACCUUGGUUUGGGCGGAGAAUGGGUUGGGGCCAUCGCGCAUGGUAUCUAUGAAGCUGUCCUGAAGUUAAAGAAGGAAGUUUGUGAAAGUGGUGGGCUCAUUAGCGGCAUGGGCGGUUACGGUAACGAGAUUGAUAACCAAGCUGCGAAUGGCGCUGAGGCAGGUUGGCGAUAUGACCCCGAGGGUCUGGGCGACGAAUGGGAACCUAAGGUAGAGACGCUGUCAAAAGAGGAGAUUGAAAAACGCGAAGGUGAUCGUGAACGUCAGAUCCGACGUCUACGUCGAGAAACGGCUAGAUUCUCCUCGACUGCCGGCAUUACGCCAGACACUUCCCGACAAGGUAGCGGCUAUUUCGAUGUGGAUAGCGAGACCCCCCUAGGGCGAGGCGAGAGAAGCAAGAGGAAGAAACGAUUCCGCAGCCUGAGCCCCUUGGGGAGGGGAGGGACCCCUGGUGGACGGGGGACGCCCGACACUGGUUCUGGAGCCGGCUAUGGGGGAGGUGGUGGGACACUCUCUGACUGGGAACGUCAGAAUUGGCGCUGCACCAACUGUAUGGUCUGGGGUACCGCUGUUUGGGCUGUACGAGAUGGCCCAGCAGGCCAAAGGACACUCUGCCACAACUGUGGUCUUUUGUACGAACGAGACAAGGUGGCCCCCGAAUGGUCGAGAGAUCUGCACCGUCACGAUAUGCCCAUCGGUCGGUAGUAGAUCGUGCAAAAGGGUCCGCGUAGAUUUUCCGUCUCUACGCUCUGUACCUAUACGGCAGAGGUGAGACUCCACACUGAUGCGAUAAUUCACGGUCAGGACAAGUCUGAUCAGUCUGAUCAGUCUGGUCCGUUCACCAGGCCGGCUUUUUCGUAGUAUUCCUACGAUUCUGACGUGAUGAAUCCUCGUCGGAAAGCCCCAGCCUGCCUUGUUUCCCUGCCGGAACACAGUCAAUGUACUAUCUGAUUUGAUGAUAUCUCUAAUGAACCUCUAUAGUCGGGACAGGCGUUUUCAUUUUCUUGAUUCAUUGCUUCCCCAUCUCUUUCUAAUACGUUUCA
Molecule: messenger RNA, 2306 nt
Organism: Aspergillus sclerotioniger CBS 115572
Lineage: Eukaryota; Fungi; Ascomycota; Eurotiomycetes; Eurotiales; Aspergillaceae
Product: putative RSC complex subunit Sfh1
Exons: 4
Coding region: 265-1968 (567 amino acids)
Biological process (GO): regulation of transcription by RNA polymerase II; chromatin remodeling
Cellular component (GO): RSC-type complex; nucleus; nuclear chromosome
Molecular function (GO): transcription coregulator activity; zinc ion binding
Source: RefSeq, a predicted model, not a curated record